CUACUAUAGAAUCAAGGCCAACUAAAGCUAAAAGACAACAUUGUUAUUUAAUAAGAUACUAAUUGCUCAUGCUUGCUAAUAGACUUAUUAAUGGAGCAAUUUUUUUGUUCUUAAGUGUUGUCACUGCAGUUGUAUCUCAAGUGGAUCUUGUUACUGAAAAUGCGUUGGUAAUUUAUGAUAGUAAAUUUCAUAAUUUAGAUGAUUCUAAUUCAUUAUCACCUUCAAUUGCUCAAUUAAUUAAUAAUUUAGAAGGUCAAUAUAAAGUGAAAUAUCAUACUUAUGAUGAUCUUGAUAUUAAAUUAUUCUUUGAAGAUUCUCCAAGAUAUGAUCAUGUAGUUAUUUUACCAUCUUCAAAGAAGGCUGUACUUUCUAAAGAAUCAAUUGAUCAACAUAAAUUAUUACAAUUAAUUAAUGAAAAGACUAAUAUUCUUGUUGUUGGAAGUUCUCAAGCUAUUUUACCUGAAUCAAUUCGUGGAUUUUUAAAUCAAUUGGGUAUUUAUCCAUCUCCUAAGAAUUUUCAAUAUACUGAUCAUUUUAAUUAUGAUGGUAAUUUUGUAACUUUAAAUAAUGAAAAUUUAGUUCAAGGAAAUAGAGUUCUUAGUACUAUCCCUAAUUUAAAUUAUAAGGGAAGUGCUGCCUUAAUUUCUAAUAAUGAAUUAUUAUUCCCAAUCAUUCAAGGUUCUGCCACAAGUUUUACUGCUAAAUCUGGUAUUGAAAAAAUUACUGAAGAUACUACUUGGACUUAUGGAGGUCAAGGCUUCUUAGCCAUUGGAUUCCAAGCAUUAAAUAAUGCAAGAGUCACUUGGGUUGGUUCUGAAUCUUUAGUUACUGAUGAGUUAACUAACUGGACUUUCCAAAAGAGAGAUGUAUUGAAAUUAAGAUUCACAGAACAUGUUAAUAAUGCUGAACCAAGCAAGCCAAACCCAACAUUAUACAGAAUUAAAGAUCAAGCCAUUUACACAGUUGGAGUUUCUGAAUUAAUUGAUGGUAAGUGGGUUCCAUAUGAAGUUAAAAGUCCAGAAGAUCAAUUACAACUUUCAUUCAAGAUGUUAGAUCCUUAUCAAAGAUUAAACUUAGAACCAUUGGGUCCAGUUGCUGCUACAGAAGGCAGUGAAGAUUUAGAUGCAUUUGCAUACUUUGUUAACUUUACAGUUCCAGAUCAUCAUGGUAUGUUUACUUUUGAACUUGAUUACAAGAGAGUCGGUUUAACUUAUUUGGAAAAUAAGCAGGUUGUUACAGUUAGACAUUUAGCCAAUGACGAAUUCAAGAGAUCAUGGGAUAUUUCUAAUUCCUGGUUAUAUGCUGCUAGUGCUGCAUUGGUUAUUGUAGCCUGGUUUUUAUUCGUGGUCAAUUAUAUAUACGUCAGUAAGACUGAUCUUGCUAAGAAAAAUGUUUGAGUAUACGAUAGUAUAUAGAUAGCUCUAGAAAACAACUUAACGAAAACUAAAAUACAUAAAAUAAAGAUU
This is a messenger RNA of Scheffersomyces amazonensis, 1466 nucleotides long. It is a transcript of the gene WBP1, whose product is annotated as dolichyl-diphosphooligosaccharide-protein glycotransferase. Gene Ontology annotation, cellular component: endoplasmic reticulum membrane; oligosaccharyltransferase complex. NCBI's taxonomy places the organism in Eukaryota, Fungi, Ascomycota, Pichiomycetes, Serinales, Debaryomycetaceae. The transcript has a single exon. The record is from RefSeq and is a predicted model, not a curated record. The coding region runs from base 69 to 1397 and encodes 442 amino acids.